AUGCCUACAAUCGAGGAAGUUACCGAGGACGUUCCAGAGACCAAGUCUGAAACCAAAGAGAAAACCUACGAUGAGAUGACUCCUGCGGAGCGAGAGGUUGAGGAUGCAAAACUCAAGGCUAGGGAGGCAGCAGAGCAAGCCAUGGAAACAAGAGCUAGAGAUUUAGAUAUCACCGUACCACUCCCCAAAGGCACUCGUGCUAGGGAUCUUGCCGUCAAAAUUCAGAAAAAGAAACUCGCUGCUGGGCUGAAGGGCAAAGAGCCUAUUCUCGAGGGUGAGCUAUGUCAAGAGAUCAAACUUGAAGAGAGUACUUGGACUGUUGAGGAUGCGGAAUUUCUUUGUAUCCACCUUGAGAAAGUCAACAAAUGGCAAUGGUGGGAGAACGUCCUCACCCACCAUCCCAAGAUCGACACACGCAAGAUUACUCCCAACAAUAGCAAAUUGAGUGACCUGGAUGGCGAAACUCGCGGUAUGGUCGAAAAGAUGAUGUACGAUAACCAACAGAAGCAAAUGGGCAAACCAACAUCGGACGAACAAAAGAAGAUGGAGGCUUUGAAUAGGUUCAAGGCCGCGCAUCCAGAAAUGGACUUUUCCAAUGCCAAGAUCUCGUAA
Messenger RNA from Rhizoctonia solani, 612 nucleotides. RefSeq names its product nuclear migration protein nudC. The record is from RefSeq and is a predicted model, not a curated record. Gene Ontology annotation, cellular component: cytoplasm. Gene Ontology annotation, biological process: protein folding. NCBI's taxonomy places the organism in Eukaryota, Fungi, Basidiomycota, Agaricomycetes, Cantharellales, Ceratobasidiaceae. The transcript has 7 exons. The coding region runs from base 1 to 612 and encodes 203 amino acids.